UGGAAAUUUUUGUGCAAGGUUCAAAAAUCAUGGCUUCUUCAUCUUCUGCUCUCAUUCUUUUCUCUCUUUUAAUCGUCUCAUUUUCCGCUCCUGCCAUCUCAAAACGUCCAUCUGCUUCUGAUGAGAAAGUCACUUUAAGUCUCUAUCAAACUUUAUGUCUUGGCUGUUCACGGUUCAUAGUCCAUCAACUCCCAAAAAUCUUUGAAUAUGGACUCUUUGACAUUGUUGAUCUCAAUCUUGUUCCAUAUGGAAAUGCUAAGCUUUUGAAAAACGGCACAAUCAUCUGUCAGCAUGGUCCGGAUGAGUGUUUCCUGAACACAGUGGAAGCGUGUGCGAUCAAUAUCAUGUCUCAGGAUGAGUCUUUCGGAUUCAUACGUUGUGUGCAGAAUUUCAUUGCUGAAGGAAAGAUAUAUGAGUCGCCUUCUUGCUUAGACAGCAACACGCCCGACCAAGGGAAUGCUCUUCAUAAAUGCUACACAAGUGGAUUGGGACAAAAACUUGAAUUACAGUAUGGAAAUGUAACUGCUGCUCUUAACCCUCCUCAUAAGUAUGUUCCAUGGGUGACGGUGAACGAAGUGCCCCUACAUAUGGAUAUUGAUAACUUCAUGAAAUAUAUCUGCAAAGCCUACAAAGGCACUUCUACACCUAAAGCUUGUAAGGAAUUACGAGUCGGCAUUAUCCCUGCGCAACCCAUAAUACCUAACAUGAAAGUCUGUCGCGUGAACGAGACAUCUCCUACUACUAAAACCAGGCCUCGAGGAAUUACAUGGUGGAAUUAC
This is a messenger RNA of Papaver somniferum (opium poppy), 779 nucleotides long. RefSeq names its product gamma-interferon-responsive lysosomal thiol protein-like. Gene Ontology annotation, molecular function: oxidoreductase activity, acting on a sulfur group of donors, disulfide as acceptor. The annotation marks the transcript as partial. The transcript has 4 exons. The record is from RefSeq and is a predicted model, not a curated record. NCBI's taxonomy places the organism in Eukaryota, Viridiplantae, Streptophyta, Magnoliopsida, Ranunculales, Papaveraceae.